AUGUUACUACCACCAAACCACCUCAUCAUCGUCUGCGGCCACGCCAUCUGGCUCGGCGGCCCAGAAAACGGCUGGGACGAAUCCGAAUGGCUCAUUGAGCCUUACAAAAAGGGCGAAACGCCCACGUUUAUUGCCCACAUCAAAGCAGGUCUUGAAGAACUCGCAAAAGAUGACCGCGCAGUGUUGAUGUUCUCUGGCGGCCCAACCCGCCCCGAAACGCGCCUUUCCGAAGCCCAAAGUUACUACAACCUAGCCCUCGCCAACUCCUUCUUCGACCUUCCGCCUUCUUCCGGCCCUUCCGCUGCCGCCCCCUUUUCGAACCGCAUCUUUUUGGAAGAACGCGCCCUGGACUCCUACUACAACAUCCUCUUCUCCCUCAUCCACUAUUGGCGCGUCGUCCACCCUCAGCACCCUCAGCACGCCUGGCCGGAGCGCAUCACCAUCGUGAGCCACGCCUUCAAGCGGAACAGGCUGGUGGACGGGCACUGCGCUGCCAUUUUCGGUUUGGACUCCUCCUCGUUGGAGUUGGAGGAGAGGGUGAGGUUUGUGGGUAUUAAUCCGCCUGGGGUUGGUGGCGAUGGAGUUGUUGAAAUGGAUAAGGAGUCGAACGAGAAGAAGGAAGCUAUGCAAGGGGUGCAGUUGGCUUUGGGACAGUGGGCUGAGGAUCCACAUGGGGUGGGGGAGGAGUUGGCUGAGAAGAGGAGGGCGAGGAAUUGUUGGGGGGUGGAUCAGCGGUUGUUUUUCAGUGAGGAGGAAAGGAGGAGUAGCGGAGUUGAGACGAGGAUUUUGGAAGAUGGGAGCGAAGUGCUGGUUGAUGGGGAUAAGCCAAGGCCUUGGGCAAGGUGAGGGAUGGCGUCAUGAUUGUGUGGUCUACAAAUCUGUGGAAUGGCAAUUCUACAUCUAAUCAUACAAGGCAACUGGGGAACUCAAAGAUCUGGUAGAAUUGUUGAUUCUGAUGAGGAGAGGAAAAUACCACGUCAAGGGCCUAAGGCCCGAGGUUUAUAUAC
Neurospora crassa OR74A is the source of this 1007-nucleotide messenger RNA. Its product is annotated as DUF218 domain-containing protein. NCBI's taxonomy places the organism in Eukaryota, Fungi, Ascomycota, Sordariomycetes, Sordariales, Sordariaceae. The record is from RefSeq and is a predicted model, not a curated record. The transcript has 2 exons. Bases 1 to 846 code for a protein of 281 amino acids. Gene Ontology annotation, cellular component: cytoplasm.